AUGGACGACGACUUAAGUACUAAUGAUGUGAGAACAAGCAUUCCAAUCGUUGCUGAAAUCAAUAUUACCGAAAACUUAGCAGCAGAAGUUGUCAAUCCCAUUGAGAUGGAAUUCACACCAAAAUUGAACAUGCAGUUUGACACUGAGGAUGAAGCAUAUGACUUUUACAAUGCUUAUGGGGGUAAAGUUGGAUUCAGUAUUCAUAAGAAUUAUGCAAAUAAAAGCCGAAAGACAAGAAAUAUUACAACAAGCAAGUUUUUGUGUUCCAAACAAGGUUUUAGAGUGAAGGACAAAAAGGAUAUCUAUACAAGAAAGCCCAGGGCUGAAACUCGAACUGGUUGUGGUGCACUGAUGCAAAUUAGAUAUGACUGCGAGAAGGGAAAGUAUGUUGUAUAUAAUUUUAUCGAAUCUCACAAUCAUCCUAUGAUAAUUGAAGAAUGCACACAUAUGAUGCCAUCACAACGAAGAAUAAGUGUUGCCCAAGUAAUUGAUGUGGAAUUGGCCUGCCAAUCUGGAGUUCCACUCGAUAAUGCAUUUGACUUAAUGAGCAGGCAGGCUGGUGGGAGGCAAUCAAUUAGCUACACCAAAGUUGAUCAACAAAAUUUUAUGAGGACCAGAAGACAGAGUGAGUUAGAAUACGGAGAGAAGACGUGGCUGAUAAAUUAUUUCAAAAUUCAAUCUUGUGAGAAUCCUUCAUCUUUCCACACCGUGCAGUUGGAUAGCGACGAAAUGAUAACUAAUAUCUUCUGGGCAUCCUGA
Molecule: messenger RNA, 759 nt
Organism: Cornus florida
Lineage: Eukaryota; Viridiplantae; Streptophyta; Magnoliopsida; Cornales; Cornaceae
Product: protein FAR1-RELATED SEQUENCE 5-like
Exons: 1
Coding region: 1-759 (252 amino acids)
Source: RefSeq, a predicted model, not a curated record